UCAAAACCCACUGUACAGUAGUUACUCAGACUUGUGCCAUCAGCUUUCACGAGGCUUUACGCAGUCUGGAGUGAGAACUGGCAAAGUGAUGAAGCUACUGACGGUGCGCGUGAGCUCCAGGUGGACGCUGCUGCUGCUGAGCGCGUGUUUGACACUGACGGCGCGCGCGGACUGUGGCGCGGACUGCGCGCUUUGCUCGUCGCAACUGCCAGCAAAAUACAUCAACUCCAUCGAGUGCGUGUUGGAGUGCGAGGGGCAUCUGAACGCAGGCAGCUGGAGUUUGUGCAAACGCUUCAUGCAGAAUGCUGAUAGCACACCUGAGAGCAAUCAAGCAUCGGCAGAAACACAAGACCUGGACACCCACCAAGUAGACAAGAAGUACGGAGGCUUCAUGAAGCGUUACGGUGGUUUUAUGAAGCGCUACGGAGGGUUCAUGAAGCGUUAUGGAGGGUUCAUGAAGAGGACUGCUGAGCUCUAUGGGUUGGAGCCAGAAGAUGACCAGGGCCCGACCAAUCAAAUCGAGGCCAGUGACGAGAGGGAGGUGCCUCUGGGAGACGAUUCAGAGGGAGGAGCGGAUGCCGUUAGGGGUAUGGCAAAACGUUACGGGGGCUUUAUGAAAAGGGGAAGUCUUUAUGAACUGGGGAGCGAGGUUAGGCCACUUCAGAAACGUUACGGGGGUUUCAUGAGGCGGGUGGGUCGACCCGAGUGGUGGCAGGAGACCAAACGCUAUGGAGGUUUCUUUAAACGCUCCCCUGAGGAAGACGAGGAUGAAGAUUCAUUAGAAGUAGAGAAGAGAUAUGGAGGCUUCAUGGAAUAUUGAGCCGGUCUUUCGUCCAUUUUCCAUCUAGCCCCUAGUUUCGACCUGUAAGCCAACAGAGACACACAAAAAAAAAACACGGCUAUAAAGUGCUUAUAAUGUGUUAACGGUGUUGAAUAUGUCUAACAGUGGUAAUGUGAUUAAGUGUGACUUCCUUAAAGACCAAGAAAAUCCUGUCUUUACAUUAACAUCUGAAUUCACAUUUACAUGUAUGAGCAGAUUUUAAUAAACCCACAUUUGAAUGAAUUAUA
Molecule: messenger RNA, 1068 nt
Organism: Paramisgurnus dabryanus
Lineage: Eukaryota; Metazoa; Chordata; Actinopteri; Cypriniformes; Cobitidae
Gene: penkb
Product: proenkephalin b
Biological process (GO): chemical synaptic transmission; neuropeptide signaling pathway; sensory perception
Cellular component (GO): neuronal cell body; dendrite; axon terminus
Molecular function (GO): opioid receptor binding
Source: RefSeq, a predicted model, not a curated record